GCUCCAUCUGAGCUAUACCAGUCAGGUACAGGCGUUUGUAUUCAGAGCAAAAUGUUCUCCAAAAUCGUAGCCUUGUGCGGUUUGGUGGCGGUGUGCCAGGCUGGUCUCCUGCACCAUGCCCCAGCGGUGUCGCACCAGAAUAUUGUGCACCACGAACAACACCACGAGACCCCGGUGCACUUCGUCCAUGCCGCUCCUGCUUACCACGCCGCUCCCGCCAUCCAUGCUGCCCCGAUUCAUGCCAUCUAUGAAGCCCACGCUGUCCAUGCCGCCCCCACUCAUGCCGUCCACGCCGCUCCUGCUCACCACGAGGAGGAACACUAUGUUGAUGAAUACGCUCAUCCUAAAUACGGAUACUCGUAUUCCGUUGAGGAUCCCCACACCGGCGACCACAAAUCCCAGCACGAAACCCGUGAUGGUGACGUCGUGAAGGGCGAGUACUCUCUGCUGCAGCCCGAUGGCUCCUUCCGCAAGGUCACCUACACCGCCGACCACCACAACGGAUUCAACGCUGUGGUACACAACACCCCACCGGUCAUCCAUCAUCAUUAAGAAGGCCCGUUUACCCAAUCUGUGAUAUUAGAGUUAAUGUGUUCUAGUUUUGUCACUAAGUCCAGUCCCUAAGUCUUCCAUGUGUUCUCAUUUCCAUUAGUGCGUAUCAUAUU
Molecule: messenger RNA, 665 nt
Organism: Cydia strobilella
Lineage: Eukaryota; Metazoa; Arthropoda; Insecta; Lepidoptera; Tortricidae
Product: cuticle protein 19-like
Exons: 4
Coding region: 52-552 (166 amino acids)
Cellular component (GO): extracellular matrix
Source: RefSeq, a predicted model, not a curated record